AUGAUUACAUGGUCUAUAGACUCUAUCUAUGUGGUGCUACUCCUAAGAACACUGAUACCGUAUACAUGUUUGUUUCUGAGUAGCCUAAUCCCCCCGCACAUACCAGUCUACGAUAAGCGGAUGGGUGUUAUUCGCGUCUUUCUAUCGUGGGAUGUCGAAUGGUUUCUAAGGAUAGCGGGCGGCGGCUAUAGCACGGAAGCUCGUCUUGCAUUCUUCCCUGCCUUGCCCUUCUUGCUUCGUGAGAUUGGCAUCAAGGGUGUCCUCGCAUUGAACGGAGUGCUACGGAUCAUAAAUGCAGUACUCCAGAUUAAGUUAUGCUGGCACCUGAAUCGAUUGGCUGGAGAAGCUUUCACACCGCAAACUAUAAGGAAGCUCCACUUCCUCCUCAUUUUUUCACCAAUAGCUGUGUUUGAAACAGUUCCAUACACAGAAACCCUGUUUGGAUGUCUGAGCGUAAUGUUUCUUUUAGUGUACAGCUCCAUGACUCUUUACAAUAAAAAGGUACAGGUACUUGGUUAUGUUGCGCUUGUACUGAUAGGCAUGCUGAUGGGACUGGUUAGAAAUACAGCCGUAUUUCAUGCAGGAUACUUUAUGUUUGGUGUAAUUUUCUUGUCCAGGCCCAUAGGAGAGCUUAUCCUUAGUGGGUAUUAUUUUCUAUCCGUUCUUCUUCCGCUGAAAAGAAGAUUGGAGCAGUAUUAUGAAAUGUGUAUACCCUUGAAGAAUGUCUCUAAAAUCUACUCGAAUAUUCAGAAUAAGUACUGGGGUGUUGGUCUCUUUAACUACUGGAAAAUCACAAAUCUUCCACGGUUUUUGCUUGUCCUUCCAUCAACAUUUCUGUGUCUGAGUUAUAUGUUUACAGAAAGCAAGAAAUGGAUACAUAGCGUCUGCCGAGAACGCAAUGUAUUCCCGAGGCUUACAUCCUUUAAGUUUGCGGUUGCUACUCAUGCUUUCGUAUUGACAAGUAUAGUAGUUUUUUUGGCCAAUGUGGAAAUCCUACCGCGAAUUCUGCUUUCUUCGUGCCCUAGCAUCCUAGCUCAUGUUCCCUUUAACCGUAGCACUAUCUAUAUGGUUGUUCUCGUUUCCACGCUCGGGGCGGGGCUCUUCGGGGCGUUCCUUCCCUGGACGUAG
Molecule: messenger RNA, 1128 nt
Organism: Giardia duodenalis
Lineage: Eukaryota; Fornicata; Diplomonadida; Hexamitidae
Product: Phosphatidylinostol glycan, Class V
Exons: 1
Coding region: 1-1128 (375 amino acids)
Biological process (GO): GPI anchor biosynthetic process
Cellular component (GO): mannosyltransferase complex; endoplasmic reticulum membrane
Molecular function (GO): alpha-1,6-mannosyltransferase activity; GPI mannosyltransferase activity
Source: RefSeq, a predicted model, not a curated record